Messenger RNA from Hemicordylus capensis (graceful crag lizard), 1382 nucleotides. RefSeq names its product cyclin dependent kinase 10 (gene CDK10). Gene Ontology annotation, molecular function: cyclin-dependent protein serine/threonine kinase activity; ATP binding. Lineage: Eukaryota; Metazoa; Chordata; Lepidosauria; Squamata; Cordylidae. Gene Ontology annotation, biological process: protein phosphorylation; regulation of mitotic cell cycle. Gene Ontology annotation, cellular component: nucleus. The transcript has 14 exons. The record is from RefSeq and is a predicted model, not a curated record. Bases 1 to 1173 code for a protein of 390 amino acids.
AUGCGCAAUGGAGACGAGCGGGGGAGGCGGGGCCGGCGUGAUGCGGCUGCCCGGGCCGCUCCCUCCUCGGAGGGAGACAUGGCGGAGGCCGCCUCCGCGGAGCCAGAGCCGGAGACUCUGAGGCUGAAGCGACUGCGCGGAGGGGGCUUCUUCGCGGUGCCGGCGGCGCACAGGCUGGGAAGAUGUCGGAGCGUGAAGGAGUUUGAGAAGCUCAAUCGGAUCGGAGAAGGGACCUACGGCAUCGUGUAUCGUGCCCGAGACACCCAGACGGAUGAGAUUGUGGCCCUGAAGAAAGUGCGGAUGGACAAAGAGAAAGAUGGAAUCCCCAUCAGCAGCUUGCGAGAGAUCACCCUCCUGCUGAAGCUGCAGCACCCCAACAUUGUGGAGCUGAAGGAGGUGGUGGUGGGGAAUCACCUCGAGAGCAUUUUCCUGGUGAUGGGUUACUGCGAGCAAGACCUCGCCAGCCUCCUGGAGAACAUGCAGGCUCCCUUCUCUGAAGCUCAGGUGAAAUGCAUCAUCCUCCAGGUGCUCAAGGGUCUUCAGUACCUGCAUGACAACUUCAUCAUCCACAGGGACCUGAAGGUGUCCAACUUGCUCAUGACUGACAAAGGCUGUGUGAAGACGGCGGACUUUGGGCUGGCUCGUGCUUACCAGGUGCCCCUGAAGCCCAUGACGCCCAAAGUGGUCACGCUCUGGUACCGAGCCCCUGAGCUGCUUCUGGGAACAACAACACAGACCACAGCCAUAGAUAUGUGGGCAGUGGGCUGCAUCCUGGCGGAGCUGCUGGCCCAUAAGCCGCUGCUGCCUGGGAGCUCAGAGAUCCAGCAGAUCGACAUGAUUGUGCAGCUGCUGGGGACGCCCAAUGAGACCAUCUGGCCGGGCUUCUCCAGGCUGCCCCUGGUGAGCCAGUACACUCUGCGGAAGCAGCCCUACAAUAACCUGAAGCACAAGUUUCCGUGGCUGUCGGAGGCCGGGCUGCGCCUCCUCAACUUCCUCUUCAUGUACGAUCCCAAGAAAAGAGCCACUGCUGGGGACUGUCUGGAGAGCUCCUACUUCAAGGAGAAGCCCUUGCCCUGUGAGCCGGAGCUCAUGCCAACCUUCCCGCACCAUCGCAACAAGCGGGCCGCCACCAGCACGGGUGCAGAGUGUGCAGGCAAGCGCAGCCGGCCCUGAUUCUGCCAGCAAUGCACGGACGGGGCGGAGAGGCUGCCAGCGGUGACGCCAGGAGCCAUUCCUGUCUUUCGGCAGACCGCGCCCCCACCCUGCUGGGCCAAGGACCAAGGGGAGCUGACUCGCCUAGACGGCGAACAGCCUCCGCAUUCCUCCCUCCCCUGCUUGGGGAGAAAGGGGGCUGUGAGCCGAGAAUAAAGUCUUUUGCCGUC